This is a messenger RNA of Colletotrichum spaethianum, 408 nucleotides long. RefSeq lists its product as uncharacterized. The record is from RefSeq and is a predicted model, not a curated record. Bases 1 to 408 code for a protein of 135 amino acids. The transcript has a single exon. NCBI's taxonomy places the organism in Eukaryota, Fungi, Ascomycota, Sordariomycetes, Glomerellales, Glomerellaceae.
AUGGCGGGCGGCCAUCGGAGCGACAAUUUCAACGCUACCGUCCUCCCACACUGCAGGGCGAUGGUGGAGGCCAUUGGGCAACGCAUGGCUUACGAAGCAGCGCUGCACUCCGAUACUGUCGCUCCGGAAGUGCUUGAUCUCUUCGAGAUAUGCUGCAUUCAGGAAGACCCCAGUUGGUAUAUCGAGCACUGCAAUGACACCCGAACACGGAUCUGGGAGACGGAAGAGAGGGCUUUCAAAAACAUGCUGCCUUUGUUGCCAGGAUUGGUGGAUAAGGUCAACGCCGGAGACUAUAUCACUGCUCCCAUCGUUGACGGCAAAACCCUGGAGACUUUCCUUUUGGGUUUGCCUACCUUUGGUAAUGAAGAAAGGGCUAUGAGAAAGCCGACCCCGGGACCGAAGCUUUGA